Molecule: messenger RNA, 618 nt
Organism: Heterobasidion irregulare TC 32-1
Lineage: Eukaryota; Fungi; Basidiomycota; Agaricomycetes; Russulales; Bondarzewiaceae
Exons: 3
Coding region: 1-618 (205 amino acids)
Source: RefSeq, a predicted model, not a curated record
AUGUUCUCUCAAUUGCAAUGGUUCCGCCAACAGCGCGCAGAGCUAGCAUUCGAGCGAACUUUCAGCGGACGGCUUGUCGUCAUCGGCCGGAGAGCAAUGGGGCUUUACUGUAUUUUCCGCGGGCUCACGUCGAUCCUGAACAUACUGUUACCCGCCGCGAAGCCGCCCGCACCUGACGCACCGUCACGCGUGUACCCCGGUCUCCUCACCGCACUUAUAAGCCUCGUGCUUUCAGAUCCUAGCACCGCAGAGGCGGUGCUGAGGCAGGUAAACCUCGCGAUCGUGGGCAUCAUCAUCUGGAGCAGCGUGAACAGGGUUCUGCGCGGCGUCGCGAGCGCGCUGAAGGUCACCAGCCGGGCCGCUAUCAAGGACGUCGUGCUGCUCGUGCUCGCGCAGGUCAUGGGAAUCUAUCUGCUGUCGACUCUCAUCCAGCUGCGUACGUCGUUUCCCCCUCCAGCCAUGUCGAAUCCGGACGUCACGGAAGAGACGGUCAAUCUGUUCACGACCCUGCCAGCCUACGAGUUUUUCGGGCCUGUAUUUGACUGGAGCUUUUUGCUUGCCGCGGCGGGCGCGGGGGUUGGCGAGUGGGCCAGAGGAAAGAUGAGGACCGCUGAAUGA